AGCAGAAAAGAUACCCGCGGUCUCUGUGUCCUGUCGCAGAUCCAGCUGAGUCUGGUAGGUAGAUCAAACCCCCAACUGCUUCUCUCGAGCGGAAGACCCUGAGAGAAACUUCCCCUCCCGCCUUCGAAGUCUGAAACCUUCGCUUCCUUAUGCCCUGCCAUGGCCGCGGCCUCCGGCCCUAUAUCCCACAUGUGACGUCUCCGAUCCGCCAUGGCGAAUUACUUGGCUCAGUUCCAGACCAUUAAGAGCUCCUGCGACCGCUUAAUCAUUGCGGUGGAAGAUGUGAGUGAUCUCUGGCCGAGUGUUAAGGAGGGAUUUGAAGAACGCUUGCCUCUAAAGAAGGCUCUUCUUAGUAACAAAACUCGAAAUAUUGUCAAUGUGGAGAAUCUACAUGCAGAGUUUAUAUUGACAACUGAUUCAAGGCUACGCAGCCGUUUUUCACAGGAACUGUCUGUUUUCUGGUUCCGAGAACCAUAUGCAACUGUUGUUCUUGUUACUUGUGAGGAUCUUGAUGAGUUCAAGACAAUUUUAAAGCCACGGCUAAAACUAAUCGUCCAAAAUGAUGAGCGGGAGUGGUUUAUUGUAUUUGUGUCAAGAGCUCAUCCCAACAAUGAUCAAGCAACUAAGAUGGCUAAAAAAAUAUAUGCUAGACUUCAGGCUGAUUUCAGUUCAAAAAAGAGGGAGAGGUGCUGUAAACUGGAUUUGCAAGGACCUGAUCCAAAUUUUUGGGAAGAUUUGGAUUCUAAAAUAGUUGAAUCUAUUCGAAAUUCAUUAGAUCGACGUGUUCAAUUUUAUGAGGAGGAAAUUCGCAAGCUCACUGAACAACGUUUCAUGCCCGUUUGGAGUUUCUGUAACUUCUUUAUUUUAAAGGAAAGCCUGGCCUUCAUGUUUGAGAUGGCCCACCUUCUUGAGGAUGCCUUGUGUGAAUAUGAUGAACUAGAACUUUGCUAUUUAGAAACAGUACAUACUUCCAAACAGAGAGAUUUUGGAGGUUUAGAGCGUGGAGAUGAUCAGGCUGCUCUGUUGAAUCCUGGAUUUAAACCCUUAACUCAAGUUGUCCAGGAUGACUCAUUUAGAGAAUUUGAAUUUAGACAAUAUCUGUUCGCGUGCCAAUCAAAGCUUUUAUUCAAAUUAUUUCGUGCUGUUGAGGUUGCUUCCAGGGGUUAUUCAUUUAUAAUCAGUUUUUCAAAGACUCUAGCCUUGUAUGAAAAUUUGUUACCAUUUUGCUUUCGAGAAGUAUGGGUGAUAAGUGCUUGUUUGGCCCUCAUCAAAUCAACUUCUUAUCAUUUUGUUGACUCACAUGCAUCAGCAGAUGGGAAGGAGUUUUUUCGUCUCCAGGGCGACCUUUAUUCUCUCUGCAGGGUGAAGUUUAUGAGGCUUGCAUAUUUGAUUGGUUAUGGAGUGGAAAUGGAAAGAAGCCCAGUAAACAGUGCAUCGUUAAGCAUGCUCCCCUGGCCCAAGCCUGCAGUGUGGCCACUUGUUCCCCCUGAUGCCUCAGCUGAUAUUCUUGAGAAGGAAAAGAUGAUUCACCAAUCAAGUUCCAGAGUGAAGCACUUCAACAUAGAGAGAAAACCAUUGCCUCUGGAACCGUCUUUACUGCUGAGGGAGGCUAACAGAAGGAGAGCUUCUCUUUCUGUGGGUAAUGCGGUCGAAUUAUUUGAUGGUCGCUGGGUUCCUGCUCUGCUGAUGGUCCAGGAUUGGAUGGGCAUUUACAGUUCUCUCCAUCCAGUAAAGUUCAUGCAAGCCUUAUGUCACGAACCUAUUCUGGUCCAGCAAACUCUGAGAGCUCAUCUUUAUCAUUUGACCGUCCUAUGAGACUAUGGGAAAUCCAUGUUGCAGCUGAACAUGCAUUGAAGCGUACAAUUUCUGAUCCCAAUUUAUUGAAAUCGAUAUCAUCAUUACCAGAUUUUGAG
Molecule: messenger RNA, 1913 nt
Organism: Phalaenopsis equestris
Lineage: Eukaryota; Viridiplantae; Streptophyta; Magnoliopsida; Asparagales; Orchidaceae
Product: trafficking protein particle complex II-specific subunit 130 homolog
Exons: 12
Coding region: 211-1815 (534 amino acids)
Biological process (GO): intra-Golgi vesicle-mediated transport; early endosome to Golgi transport
Cellular component (GO): TRAPPII protein complex
Source: RefSeq, a predicted model, not a curated record